This is a messenger RNA of Telopea speciosissima, 771 nucleotides long. RefSeq names its product LOB domain-containing protein 18-like. Lineage: Eukaryota; Viridiplantae; Streptophyta; Magnoliopsida; Proteales; Proteaceae. The coding region runs from base 1 to 771 and encodes 256 amino acids. The record is from RefSeq and is a predicted model, not a curated record. Gene Ontology annotation, cellular component: nucleus. The transcript is spliced from 2 exons. Gene Ontology annotation, biological process: hormone-mediated signaling pathway; positive regulation of DNA-templated transcription.
AUGAGUAGCACUGUAAACAACAGUAGUAGUAGCAGCAGUGGUGGUAGUGGUGGUGGUGGUGGUAGCGGUGGUGGUGGUGGGCCUUGUGGUGCAUGCAAAUUCCUGCGGCGUAAGUGCUUGGCAGGUUGUAUAUUUGCUCCAUACUUUGACUCUGAACAAGGAGCGGCUCACUUUGCAGCAGUGCAUAAGGUGUUUGGUGCAAGCAACGUUUCUAAGCUUCUCCAGCAGAUUCCUCUUCAUAAACGCCUUGAUGCAGUCGUCACCAUUUGUUAUGAAGCUCAGGCUCGUCUCCAUGAUCCUAUCUAUGGUUGCGUCGCUCAAAUCUUCGCUCUCCAACAACAGGUGGUGAACUUGCAGGCAGAGCUAUCAUACUUGCAAGCUCACCUGGCAACCUUGGAGCUUCCAGCUCCAACGCUGCCUCUACCUCCGUCACCAACGAUGUUACUGAAUUCACCCUCACUUUCGAUUGCGGAUCUUGCCUCAGCUUCAAGCAUGCAAGCAGCAUCGAACUUCGAUCUAUCGAUGCUUUUUGAUCCUCAAGUGAAAAUGGAAUACCGACAAUACAGUGGUUGCUCCACCGCCGCUACUGCCACAGGAGGAAGUGGUGGUGGUGGUGGUAGUGGUGAUCUUCAUGCAUUGGCAAGGGAGCUUCUUUUCAGACAUGGAUCCUCGGUGGGUUCAUCACAUUCAAUGGAACCAUCAUCUGUAGUAACAACUACACUGCCACCACCACCACCACCACCGCCGCCGCCACCGCCUCUCUAUAGAUAA